UUUCAUUGCCUUUGGUCAAUUAGUUUUAAGACAUUUACGAUUUCCGUUGCCUUUUCUCAGAAAAGUAAUGUUGAUGCUGAAACAUCUGAGAGUAGUGGUGGAUUCAAAGAAGGAGUCAGAGUACAAAUACUGGAUUGGAUUGAAUCAGAGGAUGUUGUUGUUGGUGAAGGAGAAUUCUGCUAUGCUGAACCGAAGUACAAAAUUGGUCGUAUACCAAUUGGUCCUAAUGCAGUGGCUAUCGUAGUUAAGUAUGCACUAAGCGCAUCAGCUUCACUCUGGAGGCCUACUACGGAUGUGUUAACUCUUGAUGAAGCUGUGGGAUACAAGAUAUCUUGGCCAAUGGAUAAAGUGAUUUUGGAUAAGGAUCCAAACUGUUCUGAAGAUUUAUCUAUGCAAAGCAAGGAAGGUGAAUAUCGAAGAUGCAAGAUAUAUGAUUGGACCAAUGAUGAGGACGAGGUCAUUGCUGAAGGUCUCGUGUGCUCUUCAAAAUCCAAAGACAUGGUUAACAACAUACCUCUGGGUCCCAAUGCUGUUAGUGUCGAAGUAGUGAAGGUGUUCAAUGAUCAAGCAUAUUUGUGGAGGCCAACCGCUGAUAUGUUCUUGAUUGGUGAUGCACUUAGCGAGAAAAUAGCAUGGCCAGUCCUAAAGGUUGAAGUCAUGCCUACACCUGCUACAGAAGUAACACCAACUAAAUGUGCAGGGAAGAAAAUAGCAUCACCUUCGAAGCCAGCCAAGAAAAAAGCAGUGGUAUGUAAUUGACAUGAAGUUAAAUUUUUUUAUUUGCCUGAUGAUUGAUGUUGCGUCCUUGAUUGAUGUUGGAACUUGCUUCUGUCAUCUUGUUUGAGUUGUAGAGUCCAGGCAGCACUAGUUCGACCAGAAGUCCGAAGCAGAAGUGCACUCUCUUGGAUUGCAACAACUCUGGACGUAAGGUAGCUGAAGGAAGGGUAGCUUCAACGGAUCCGAAUGAGUUGUGCCACUUUGUACCCCUAGGUCCAAAUGCAAGCAAGGUGUGGAUUGAUGUGGCUAAGAUCGGUGAUGCAAAAGUCUGGAGGCCAAAUUCAGAGAUUGAAUACAUAUCUGAUGCAAUGGGUUCGGUUGUGGCAUGGCCAAAUGACAAAAUCAAGUUUGUCUAAAAUUGUCGUCUGAAACAUUUUUCAAGUUGGUUCUCAUCGGCUAUGUAUUUCUAGUGUGUGAUCGAAUGUUUAGGUACUUUUUUACUCGGUUGAAAUCAUGUAUGAUAUUAUGUAACAGUUAGCAAACAAAAAAACAAAAAUUAUGUAUUAUAUUAUGAUAUAAGGUUUUACAUUAAACCAUAAGCUUUAAAAAUUAAAUCCACAGACGGGAAGACCAAAAAUUAAAAUCCUAUACCCUAAAGUGAAAUCCCUAAACCCUAAAGUACAAACCUAUACCCUAUACCCUAAUUGUACUUGAUUUCACAAUUUUGUUCAUUCUUAAAAGGAUAUUGUAAUCUUAAUUUCACAAAACUGAUUAGUUAUAAAUUUUAUAAACACUCAUUUGUUCAAACCCUAUACCCUAAAGCCUUUGUACAUACAAAUAAGUAGUAGUGUUUAUGAACAUAUGAGCUAGAUUGAUCAAUCUUAUAAAAGCUCACAUAAAAAAUUUAUAUUCAUACAAUUUUUUUUUUGUAAAAUUGGAAAACUGAAUAUUUGAUUUUUAAGAUUUAAUUUAAUUUUUUUUUGCUUCAAAAUCAUAUUUAUAUAUUAAUUUCCAGAUUUCAAACGAAAUUAAUACCUUGAGCCAAUAAGGAGUAACCUCCAAGAUUGCAGACGUGGCAAACCAUAUGCCGAUGGAUGUGUCUUCCCAACUUCAAUCUUAGCCAUUCUUUUUAUUUUUUGAGCCAAUGAGGAGCAACUACUAAUAUUGCACUCAGAUUAAUCAUAGACCGUCCGAUUUCUCUCCAUAUCUUUGAUCACAACCGUUCAUUUUUUUCUGUCUCUGUUUGCACUCGGAAAAUUUCAGAACACAACAUCUCUCUUUCUGUCGAAACUCCUUUCUGUCUCGCGAUCUAAAAUCGAAAAAACCCUAAAGAAAGCACAUGUAUCUCUCGAGCUAAAAUCAAACCAGCUGUUCCUGUAUUCAAAUGGAUAAGUCGUGGAUUUGGCUUCCAAGGUAUAACCUAAAAUCCCUCGAUCUCAUUUCUACUCGCCGAUUGAAAUAAAGCUAACUUCUUUUGUCUGAUUCUUGUAGGAAUAGCCACGAGUAUUCAGAAGGAGCAACUAAUUUUGUGAAUUCGUCCGCAAAAAGAUUGGGAAGUCUGUCUGAAAUGCUAUGCCCUUGUAGAGACUGCCGCAAUCUGAGCCAUCAGUCACUGGAUAAAAUUGUGGAGCAUUUGGUGAUUAGGGGUAUGGAUAAGAAGUAUAAGAGUUCUCGUUGGAGUAUUCAUGGAGAAAAAAGAGAUUCUGCAGAAGACAGUGUUCUUCAAUAUGAAACAGAGGCGUUUGAUUUGUUUAAGACAAUAUUCUCCAUGGACGAAGGUGGUCCAAACCCGACAACUGACAACGAAGACGAUGAAGCACCAGAGGAAAUUGAGUUUAAGAAAAAGCUCAGAGACGCUCAAACGCCAUUAUACUCGGAUUGUCUCAAGCACACAAAGGUUUCAGCUAUCAUGGGACUUUACAGAUUCAAGGUUAAAAGUGGUGUGUCGGAGAACUACUUUGAUCAGCUGUUGGUUUUACUUGAGGAUUUGCUACCUGAAGACAAUGUUCUUCCCAAGAGUUUAGCUGCAAUCAAAAAAUUUCUGAAGAUCUUUGGGUUCGGCUACGACAGUAUUCAUGCUUGCAAGAAUGAUUGCAUAUUGUAUAGGAAGGAGUAUGAGAACCUAGAAAGCUGUCCAAGAUGCAAAGUUUCAAGAUGGGAAAUGGAUAAGCACAGUAAUGAGUUAAAGGUGGGGAUUCCGGCAAAGGUCCUUAGAUAUUUUCCAAUCAAGGACAGGUUUAGGAGGAUGUUUAGAUCACAAAGGAUGGCUGAAGAUCUGCGUUGGCACUAUACCAAUGCCACUGAAGAUGGUACAAUGCGGCACCCUGUUGAUUCUAUCUCUUGGGCACAAGUGAAUGCUAAAUGGCCAGACUUUGCUGCUGAUCCACGGAAUCUUCGACUUGGGAUUUCUACAGAUGGGAUGAACCCUUUCUCCAUGCAAAGCACCAAUCACAGCACAUGGCCAGUGUUGUUAGUGAACUAUAACACGCCUCCAACCAUGUGUAUGAAGGCUGAGAAUAUAAUGCUGACUUUGUUGAUCCCUGGUCCUACUGCUCCUGGUAACAACAUUGAUGUUUACCUAGCACCACUGAUAGACGAUCUAAAGGAUUUGUGGGCUGAGGGUAUUGAAGUGUAUGACUCAUUUGCGAAGGAGAACUUUAAUCUCAGAGCCUUGCUGCUUUGGAGUAUCAGUGACUAUCCAGCCUUAGGAACACUGUCUGGAUGUAAAGUAAAGGGGAAACAAGCCUGCAAUGUAUGUGGAAAGGAUACACCUGCAAGGUGGCUUAAGUUUAGCCGCAAGUUUGUCUACAUGAGUAACAGAAGGAGACUACCGCCUGGCCAUCGUUACAGAUAUAAAAAAGCUUGGUUUGACAACACUGUGGAGGAAGGGAAUGCUAAUAGGAUACAAACAGGCGCUGAGAUAUAUGAGACACUACAAGCUUUUACGAAUGAUUUUGGUAGACCUCUAGAGAAGGAAAAAAAAGGAAAAGACUAGAGUUGGAAGAUGAUGAGAGGUUACAAGAAGAAGAGUGUGAAGAAUCAAAUGAACUAUGGCGGUGGAAGAAGAGAUCAAUAUUCUUUGAUCUACCUUACUGGAAGGUAAACUAUAGUAACUGACCUAUAUUAUCUGAUUACUGGAAGAAGAGAUCAAUAUGUCUAACAGUUUCUUGUUUAAUGUGUUAGGAGUUGCCUGUUCGUCACAAUAUUGAUGUUAUGCACGUAGAAAAGAAUGUGUCCGAUGCUAUAUUGUCUCUGUUGAUGCAAAGUGCGAAGUCAAAAGAUGGGUUGAAAGCAAGAAAAGACUUAGAAGAUAUUGGAAUCAGAAAGCACUUGCACACAGAGGUGAGGGGAAAGAAAACAUACUUACCUCCUGCUGCCUACUGGUUAUCGAAGAGAGAGAAGACCAUUUUCUGCCAAAGGUUAGCUAAGUUUAGAGGCCCUGAUGGUUAUUGUGGUAAUAUUGCGAAUAGUGUUUCAGUUAACCCUCCAAAUAUUGGUAGUUUAAAGUCGCAUGAUCAUCAUGUCUUAGUACAGAACUUGUUACCAGCUGCAUUAAGAGGGUUGUUACAUAGGGGUCCUAGGAUAGCCAUAAAUAGAUUAUGCAGUUACUUCAACAGGUUGUGUCAGCGCAUCAUUGACCCAGAGAAACUUAUAUCCAUGGAGACAGAGUUUGUGGAGACAAUGUGUCAGCUGGAGCGCUUCUUCCCUCCAGCCCUUUUUGAUAUCAUGUUUCACCUUCCACUACAUUUAUCAAGAGAGGCACGGUUGGGAGGACCAGUUCACUUCCGAUGGAUGUAUCCCUUCGAAAGGUUUGAUCAACAUCUCUCUUCAAUAUAUCCACUUCCCACAAUGAUGUUUG
Brassica napus (rape) is the source of this 4576-nucleotide messenger RNA. RefSeq lists its product as uncharacterized. The record is from RefSeq and is a predicted model, not a curated record. Bases 2285 to 3712 code for a protein of 475 amino acids. The transcript has 2 exons. Lineage: Eukaryota; Viridiplantae; Streptophyta; Magnoliopsida; Brassicales; Brassicaceae.